CGAGGACUUCUACCGCGAGGCCAUCGAGCACUGCCGCAGCUACAACGCGCGCCUGUGCGCCGAGCGCAGCUUGCGCCUGCCCUUCCUCGACUCGCAGACCGGCGUGGCCCAGAACAACUGCUACAUUUGGAUGGAGAAGACCCACCGCGGGCCCGGUCUGGCCCCCGGACAGAUCUACACGUACCCUGCCCGCUGCUGGAGGAAGAAACGGAGACUCAACAUCCUGGAAGACCCCCGACUCCGGCCCUGCGAGUACAAGAUCGACUGUGAGGCGCCCCUGAAGAAGGAGGGUGGCCUCCCUGAAGGGCCGGUCCUUGAGGCUCUGCUGUGCGCUGAGACGGGGGAGAAGAAGAUUGAGCUGAAGGAGGAGGAGGCUAUUAUGGACUGUCAGAAACAGCAGCUGCUGGAGUUUCCACACGACCUCGAGGUGGAAGACUUGGAGGACGACAUUCCCAGGAGGAAAAACAGGGCCAAAGGAAAGGCAUACGGCAUCGGGGGUCUCCGGAAACGCCAGGACACCGCUUCCCUGGAGGAUCGAGACAAGCCGUAUGUCUGUGAUAUCUGUGGGAAACGGUAUAAGAACCGGCCUGGGCUCAGCUACCACUACACCCACACCCACCUGGCUGAGGAGGAGGGGGAGGAGAACGCCGAGCGCCACGCCCUGCCCUUCCACCGGAAAAACAACCAUAAACAGUUUUACAAAGAAUUGGCCUGGGUCCCUGAGGCACAGAGGAAACACACAGCCAAGAAGGCGCCUGAUGGCACUGUCAUCCCCAACGGCUACUGUGACUUCUGCCUGGGUGGCUCCAAGAAGACAGGGUGUCCUGAGGACCUCAUCUCCUGUGCUGACUGCGGACGAUCAGGACACCCCUCGUGUUUACAGUUCACGGUGAACAUGACAGCAGCCGUGCGGACUUACCGCUGGCAGUGCAUCGAAUGCAAGUCCUGCAGCCUGUGUGGCACCUCGGAGAACGACGGUGCCAGCUGGGCGGGUCUCACCCCCCAGGACCAGCUGCUGUUUUGUGACGACUGCGAUCGGGGUUACCACAUGUACUGCCUAAGCCCCCCCAUGGCGGAACCCCCAGAAGGAAGCUGGAGUUGUCACCUUUGUCUUCGGCACCUGAAAGAGAAGGCCUCUGCCUACAUUACCCUCACCUAAGCCUGGCUCUGGCUCACCUGGACCUCUGGGGUGGUGCUGCCUACCUGCCUCUCCGAUUCCCCUAUUCUCUCCCACCCUUCAUGCCCCGUGGUGGGCACAGGACAGGGAGAUGCCCGAGAGGGGGCUGGGCCAGCCUGCCCUCUGUGCAAGUGGAAUGUCUGCCCUGUGGGUCUGUGGGCCCCUCAGGCAUCACUCCCUUCCUUCCUCCCUCCCCAUCCCUUGGCAAAUGGGCACCAGGGGCUUCUGCUCCCAUCAAAGCCAUACCCCGCCUCUGGGCGGGCACAGGGGGGUGGAUGCCAGCCAGGGACAUGGACAGAGCCUUUUUCUAAAGAAAAAGACAAAAAGUUAAAAAAAAAAAGAAAAAAAGAAAUUAAUAUAUACAAAGAUUCCUAUAAGGCCUGCUGGGUGAAGGGCCAGUGCUGAGAGCCACAGGGCACCGGUCUAUGCCAACUUCCUGCCUGGCCCCUCUCCCCCCAGUUCUGGAGUCGCGGCCUCCUGUCCUCGUGUGCCCAGGGGGGUGGGCGUGCUGCCCCGCCCCUCGCCCUCCCGGUGCCCACCAUGGAUACUGCAUGAUGUGAACUGUGGUUUUGAACUCUGUUCCCGCCCCCUCCCCGAGCCCCACCCUGUGCCCACUCGUGAGCCUGCCCUGGCUGGCGGGUGGCGGCCUGUGGGGCAAGGCGGGCCCCUGCCCAGCGCCUGCUGGAAUGAGAAGCACAGACCCCGCACCGGACUCAUUUUUCCUCCUUCCUGGCCCCUCUGCCUCACCCUGCCAGGCUGGGGUGCCCCCUGCCACCUCGUUGGCCAUUUGGGGGUGGCGAGGGGGUGUGGCUGUUUCUUGUGGUUGUGUGUGUUUGUUGUUUGGAUUUAAAAAAAAGGGAAAUUGAGACUGCAAGUGGGGGAGGUGGUGGGUUUGGGGGGACUCCCCGACUCCAGGCGCGCCCCCCCCCCCUUGUACAUGAGUCUCCUUUAUUGCCUGCCUCUGCUGUGAAUUAACUUGUUCUGUGUAUUAAACUGGGCCUGACCCCUCUGCCCA
Molecule: messenger RNA, 2192 nt
Organism: Loxodonta africana (African savanna elephant)
Lineage: Eukaryota; Metazoa; Chordata; Mammalia; Proboscidea; Elephantidae
Gene: DPF1
Product: double PHD fingers 1
Exons: 11
Coding region: 131-1159 (342 amino acids)
Biological process (GO): positive regulation of transcription by RNA polymerase II
Cellular component (GO): MLL3/4 complex
Molecular function (GO): histone H3K4 methyltransferase activity; transcription coactivator activity; histone binding
Source: RefSeq, a predicted model, not a curated record